GACGCGCAACACUACUAAAACCCUAGAGUUUUAGAAACCCUAAAAACCCUUCUCUUCUUUAUCUCUCUUCCCCCCUCUCUCUAGAACAACAUUGCAGAAUUCAAGAGGUUGUAUUUGAGGAAUUGAAAUAAAAGAAAAAUGCUUGUUUUGUUUGAGACGCCGGCGGGGUUUGCCCUAUUUAAAGUUUUAGAUGAAGGGAAACUAUCUAAAGUUGAGGACUUAGCUAAAGAGUUUUCCUCGGCUGACUCUGCUAGAAAGGUUGUCAAGUUGAAAGCCUUUUCGAAAUUUGAAAAUACGUCAGAGGCGUUGGAAGCAGCAACGAAGAUAAUUGAAGGAACAGCUAGCAAAGGGCUGCGAAAGUUUUUGCGUGCACAUUGUGAUAGUGAAAUCUUGGCUGUCGCUGAUUCAAAGCUUGGAAAUGCAAUCAAGGAAAAGCUGAAAAUAGAUUGUGUUCAUAGCAAUGCUGUCAUGGAGUUGAUGAGGGGUGUAAGGAGUCAGUUGACUGAACUGAUAUCCGGUCUAGGUGCGCAAGAUUUGGCUCCAAUGAGCUUGGGUUUAUCUCAUAGCCUGUCUAGGUACAAACUGAAGUUCAGCCCUGAUAAGGUUGACACAAUGAUUAUUCAAGCUAUUGGAUUGCUUGAUGAUCUCGAUAAGGAGCUAAACACAUAUGCAAUGAGAGUUAGGGAAUGGUAUGGCUGGCAUUUUCCUGAACUUGCUAAGAUUGUACAAGACAACAUUCAAUAUGCCAAAGCGGUGAAGCUUAUGGGUAGCCGUGAUAAUUCUGCUAAGCUAGAUUUCUCUGAGAUACUAUCAGAAGAAAUUGAGACUGAACUGAAGGAAGCAGCUUUGAUAUCCAUGGGAACUGAAGUUAGUGAAGUUGAUUUGAUGAACAUCCGAGAACUCUGUGACCAGGUUUUAUCUCUAUCUGAAUACAGAGCUCAGCUGUAUGAUUAUCUAAAAAGCAGGAUGAACAGCAUUGCACCGAAUUUAACUGCUCUCGUUGGUGAGCUUGUUGGAGCUCGUCUAAUUGCUCAUGGGGGCAGCUUGAUAAAUCUCGCAAAGCAGCCUGGGAGCACAGUUCAAAUUCUUGGGGCAGAAAAGGCCCUUUUCAGAGCUCUAAAGACAAAGCAUCCAACUCCUAAAUAUGGUCUUAUUUUCCAUGCAUCUUUGGUAGGCCAAGCAGCCCCGAAGACCAAAGGGAAAAUUUCAAGGUCACUUGCUGCUAAAACAAUACUGGCAAUUCGUUAUGAUGCUCUUGGAGAUGGCGAAGAUAGCUCUCUGGGACUGGAAAGCCGAAUCAAGCUGGAAGCACGGUUAAGGAGUCUUGAAGGGAGAGAAUUGAGUCGUACCGCUGGAUCUGCUAAAGGCAAACCAAAGAUUGAAGCUUAUGAUAAGGACCGAAAGAAGGGAGCUGGAGGGUUGAUAACUCCUGCCAAGGCUUAUAAUCCUUCUGCAGAUGCUCUUCUUGCACAAACUCCAAAUUCCACUAAUGGGAAUGAAGAAGAGAUGGUCCCAAAGAAGAGAAAGAAAGAUGACCAAUCUCUUACUGGAGGGGAAGUAGCAGAAGAAGCUCAACCUACCGGUGAGAAGAAGAAAGAGAAGAAGAAAAAGAAGAAAACUGAUGAAGAGGGAGCCACUUUGCAAAAUGGUGCAGCAAAUGGUGUUGCAGAUCAUGAAGAAGAUGAAGGGGAAGCAAAGAAAGAAAAGAAGAAAAAGAAGAAACAAAAAGCUGAAGAAAAUGAUGUGGAAAAUGCUGAUGAGGGCGAAAAGAAGAAAAAGAAGCGAAAACAUGCUGAACAAGAUGAAGAAUCCGAAAUUCCAAGCAAGAAGAAAGAUAAAAAGAAGCGAAAAAGUGAAGCUUAAGAAAAACUUGAAAGUUGAGAUUAGUGGCUUAUCUCAACAAUUUUGGAAUAGGAACUGGGUAGUAAAUCCAUACUUGAAUGUAUUUCUUUUUGGUUUUCUGAAGGUAGUUGAUGUUAGUUUCUUGGCUUAUCAGCAAGUGUAGUUUCUAGCAGUUUUUCAUAUGGACACAAUGAUGAUCUUUUGAAGAAGUGCUGCGACUAAUUCAUGAA
Messenger RNA from Mercurialis annua (annual mercury), 2072 nucleotides. RefSeq names its product probable nucleolar protein 5-2. The record is from RefSeq and is a predicted model, not a curated record. Bases 139 to 1863 code for a protein of 574 amino acids. Gene Ontology annotation, molecular function: snoRNA binding. NCBI's taxonomy places the organism in Eukaryota, Viridiplantae, Streptophyta, Magnoliopsida, Malpighiales, Euphorbiaceae. Gene Ontology annotation, cellular component: small-subunit processome; box C/D methylation guide snoRNP complex. The transcript is spliced from 9 exons.